Messenger RNA from Striga hermonthica, 229 nucleotides. NCBI's taxonomy places the organism in Eukaryota, Viridiplantae, Streptophyta, Magnoliopsida, Lamiales, Orobanchaceae. The record is from the annotation of a GenBank genome assembly.
AUGGACGUCGGACGACACGACGGAAAGAGGAAGCGCGGUGGCCGUCUGUUAAGGCGCCAGAAAGAUGAAGCGCGGUGGCCGUCUGUUAAGGCGCGAUGGUGGUGGUCACUGACAGUGGCGCCGGUGUGGAGCGUUUGCAGUGGUGGUGGGAGGAGAACUUCCGGUUGUGGAUGGUCGUCGGAGGAGAAGAGCCGACUGCCAGUUUCGUCGGCGGGCGGGGCUCGUUGUU